Scophthalmus maximus (turbot) is the source of this 6362-nucleotide messenger RNA. It is a transcript of the gene sema4c, whose product is annotated as sema domain, immunoglobulin domain (Ig), transmembrane domain (TM) and short cytoplasmic domain, (semaphorin) 4C. The transcript has 17 exons. Bases 853 to 3459 code for a protein of 868 amino acids. The record is from RefSeq and is a predicted model, not a curated record. Gene Ontology annotation, molecular function: chemorepellent activity; semaphorin receptor binding. Gene Ontology annotation, biological process: positive regulation of cell migration; muscle cell differentiation; negative chemotaxis. Lineage: Eukaryota; Metazoa; Chordata; Actinopteri; Pleuronectiformes; Scophthalmidae.
GACUGCUCCGACGCGUCCGUUCGCUUCGGACCGCUGAAACUUGUGCGCAGAGAUACAGAGGCGGAAAGACGCAGCCAGCUCGUCUCAGAUAGUGGAUUAGACUCACGCUCUCAUUUUCUUUCUUUCCUCCCCCCCACCGUAAUUCUCUCUCUCUCUCUCUCUCUCUCUCUGUCUCUCUCUCUCUCUCUCUCUCUCUCCUCCUCCUCCUCCCUCCGGUUUCGUGUUACAAAGCCCUGGGAGGGGAGUUUGCGCGGAGAGACAGUUUUUCUCCGCGCAGGAACCGAAUGACAGGAUCAUAUGGCUCGAUCCUGCCUUUCAGCCGAAAACAGAGCAAAUAAUAGAGGCAACAAGAAGGGGGGAGAAGUGAGAGGCCCGGGGCGAAUUCGUCAGAUAUUGACGGGGAUGUGGAAUAAUAUAUAACUCCAAUUCCACACACACACACACACACUCACACACACAAGUAGGACAAAUCCGAGAUAACGGAAAGACGCGAGAAGCGGAGAGAGAAGGAUACUGGAUCUGUCUCUCAGGGGGGGCGAGAGACGGAGAGGGGAGCGCAGGAGGACGCGUUGCCUGCGACCAUCACCACCAUCGCCAUCACCAGCACCACCGCGACCAUAAGCCCAAUGUGACCUUCAUCUGAGGUGCGCGUCUCCGAACAACGUUCACGAAGAGGACAGAGGCGUGGGCGAAAAACCCACACGAAGCAGCCCGAGAGGAGAUCGAGGAGAAAUCGCACGGACGCACGAGGGAGGAGAAGAAAAACAAGCUGCCAGGGGCCCUGCCGCUCUCUCCAGUCCCUCCAGCCGACUGAUCCCUCCAUCCGCCGCUCCGCGGCAGUUUUUUCGACGAAUGGGAGCUGACAAGGGAACCAUGGGCGGGACGAAGGUCUUGCUCCUGGUGAUUCUGGUCGGCUGGGAGAAGGCGGUUUGUCUCAACUGGAACCCGGUCCCGCGCAAGACCGUCCGAUACCAGGAUGUGCUGGACAGCAUGGCGAGGUUCAGCGUCCAGGGAGUGUUCAACUACAGCAUGCUGACUCUGUCCGACCACGAGAGGGUCUUGUACGUCGGAGCGCGGGAGGCGCUGUUCGCCCUGGACCCCAACGACAUAAGCAAACAGCUGCGGCCACAGAUCGACUGGCCGGCUCCGCAGGAUAAGAAGAGAGAGUGUAUUGCUAAAGGGAAGAACAACCAGACCGAGUGCUUCAACUACAUCCGCUUCCUGCAGAGCUACAACCACACGUACCUCUACACCUGUGGCACUUACGCCUUCCAGCCCAAAUGCGUCUACGUGGAUGCAGACUAUUUUGCCCUCGACAUUGCAACCCUGGAGGAUGGGAAGGGCAAAUGCCCAUACGACCCUGCCAAGGGGCACACUGGACUGAUAGUGGAUAAGGAGCUGUACUCGGCGACACUCAACAACUUCCUGGGUACAGAACCGGUCAUUCUGAGGAACUUGGGCAAGCAGCACUACAGCAUGAAGAGUGAAUACUUGCCCGCGUGGCUCAAUGAGCCAGACUUUGUGGGCUCCGCCCUGGUGAGGGAGAGCAGCGGCAGCAAGGAGGGCGACGACGACAAGAUCUACUUCUUCUUCAGCGAGCGAGCGCUGGAGCUGGACUGCGACACAGAGCUCACCGUGGCCAGAGUGGCCCGCGUCUGCAAGGGGGAUCUGGGUGGUACCAGGACCCUGCAGAAGAAGUGGACCACCUUCCAGAAAGCGCGGCUGGAGUGCUCCCUCCCAGAGCGCCACGUCUCCUUCAACAACCUGAGGGCCGUCUUCACGCUGCCGGGGCAGGACUGGCGGGGAACCACCUUCUAUGGCAUCUUCCACGCCCAGUGGGGCGAUGUGGAUGUGUCGGCUGUGUGCCAGUACCAGAUCGGUGAUGUGAAGAAGGUGUUUGAGGGAUCCUACAAGGAGUACAGGGAGCCAUCUCAGAGGUGGGGACGCUACACCGGUGCUGUGCCUGUCCCCCGGCCUGGAUCGUGUAUAACCAACGCCGACAGGGACAGCGGCUACAACAGCUCCCUGCAGCUGCCCGACGCCACGCUCAACUUCGCCAAGAAGCACCCGCUGAUGGAGGACAAAGCUCUGGCUCGCCCCCUGCUGCUCACCAAGGGCGUCAACUUCACCAGGCUGGCAGUGGACCGGGUCAGUGCCCUGGACCUGCGGGCGUACAACAUGCUCUUCAUUGGAACAGCGGAGGGCUGGCUGCAGAGGGUGUUGAUCCUCGGCUCCGAGGCCCAUGUCAUCGAGGAGAUCCAGCUGUUUGAGACGGGGCAGCCGGUGGACAGCCUGACCAUCUCCCACUCCAAGAAGUACUUGUACAUCGGCUCUCGUUCAGAAGUUCUCCAGCUGCCCCUGGCCAACUGCAGCCGCUAUCAGUCUCAGCCAGACUGUCUGCUCGCCCGGGACCCCUACUGCGCUUGGGACAGUGAGGGUCGGGCCUGCGUCCGCAUCGACCUCCACCGCGGGUCCACCUCCUCGCUGUCACAGGACCUCAUGCUGGAAAGGUUCAGCCGAGGGAAAGCCAAGUUCGACAAGCCCGUCUCCAUCCCCAGCCCUGAGCACUCCCGUCUGAGGAACGUAACGGUGGUGGUGGGGUCAGACAUGGUGUUGCCUUGCCAGCUGGUCUCCAACCUGGCCCAGCCCUGCUGGGUUCUCAACGACCGCGAGCUCCUGCUGGCCGACCCAGAGGCUGGAGGGCCACGCUUUGACCGGACCCUCAAAGCCCUUGUCAUCCCCAACGCAGGCCAGAUGCAAGCCGGCCGCUAUAUCUGCUACUCUGAGGAGCAGGGGGUCAAGUUUCAGACAGAGCGCUACCAGGUGGCCGUUGUAGCCAGUGCCCCGGUCUUCAUGGAGGCCCGGACUCCAGACAGCAGCAUGGGGCUGUUCUGGGUGCUGGUCAUCACCCUCGGCACGGCGUGCCUGCUGCUCCUCAUAGCAGCUCUUUACCUGCGUAGGAGGCUGAAGCUCGCGCUGGGGAAGGGAGCCGACAUGAAGCCUCUUGAGAGUACCCUGGUGUACCCCAUCACUCUGCCCAAGGAGCCCCCCACCUUUGUGCCGAGCAAGAUGCCCACCGACGAGGACCGCUUCUGGGAGACAGGCGCCAACUACUACUACUCGGACGGCUCGCUCAAGAUCGUUCCCGGUCACGCCCUGGGUCCCAACAGCGUUAGCAGCACGGCGUCGCCCAGCGCCAUUCCCGGCCAGCCCAUCCACUCCCCCAGCCGUCUCAGCCUUACCAACAUCCGAGGCUCCGGUAGCAAUGGCUACAUACGUCUCAACAUGAGCACAGCAGGGGAGGAGAGGGCUAGCGGUGCUGGCGCUGGGGGCGGCGCGCUGGGAGGCCUAGGAAUGAGCGGGAACGACUACUCCAGCCCCUUCAAGGAAGAGCUGAGACGCACUUUGCAGCAAAGGAGCGUGCUGCCCGAUGCAAACCCCGAGGAGUCGUCCGUCUAGGCCUGUCCUCCUCUGUCUCCAUUCCCUGAGUUGGAAAAAACAAAACAACGAACCUACCUCCCUCCUUGUGAGGACGCCUGCUCUCUCGCUCUCAAUUCCCCAUGUUCGCUCUCUCUCGCUCCGCCAAUGCCUGUUUGGUUCACUGUAGACAUUUAGAGCACCCAGCAUGUCAAUUAUUCGCGCUCAUGCACCAUGUUCGCCGACAUGCACUCCUGUAAUUAUUGAGUUCUGGACAGUAUCGUCACUUGUGUAAAUUGUGUAAUCUGCGAAGCCCGAGCGCAAAAGGAGAGCACCUCAAGUAUGGAAAUCAAACUAAUGGCUGCGUGACAUGUUUUCUGAAGGGCACAUUUCUUUUACGUCGCGUGGACCAAGUGAAGCUUUCAGAAGCCCAAGUUGACGAGCAGCAAAUGCAUACUGACUGGAAAUAUUUAACGGAUUCUUUCCCUCUUUUCCUUUGAGACCUUUUCAGCUUACUGCACUUAAAAACUGGAAGCACGUCUUCCAUUUUUGUAUUCGUGAGCCAUGAGUGUGAGAGUGGUGUAAGAAGACUAAUUAAUCUCGAAGCAAGACGACAAUCAUGUCCCUUCAGCAGGAGCUCUGCUCGGGGCCGGAGAGGAGAGGAGAGAGAGCGAGAGACAAAGAGAGAGGAAGUGAAAUGGAAAAAUGAAGUGAAUCUGAGCGAAAGCCGUUUUUUUCGAAACGAAGGACAAUCUCUCAAAGACUUUCUCUGCUCAAUUUGUUUUUUUCCCCCCAGCAUUGUAUUCACCCGCCGAGAAAGUCCUCAAUCCCUUCCACUUUAAGUUGUCGUGGUGGCUGGUUUGAAUUAAGAAGACCUUUCUUGUUGCUCUUUACUUGUUGUUCCUUUUCUAUGUAUUACGGACUACAACAGUGUUCGAUUGUCAAGUGACUGAUCCCCCCCCCCCCCCACCCACCCCCGUGAUUGACAUGAUGUGAGGGCAAGGCGCUUACAUUCCUUGUUCAGCACGGUGACCCCUCAAAAUGCAUGUUCAAGUCCAACUUACUUCAAGUUCACUCCACAUGACAUUUUGCACACUGUACAACAGACAUGUGUUGCGGUCGGGCUCUCUCGGACGUUUUGCUCAACUCAACUUUGAAAAGAAGGGGGCUAUUUGCAUUCAGCUCCGAGCGGCGGAACAAUGAUUGCACACUUAAUUCCAAAUUGAAGUCGACGUGAAGACAUUAGGCAUGGAGAAUGUAGUUGAACCCUCACUGUUGCGACCGCUGUGGAUGUCUUAAUAAGUGCUUUGAAUCUUGUGUGUUUAGUGAGGGUGGUAACUUGUACUGCCAAGAAGGAAACUACCACUCACACACACACACACACACACACACACUCACAGUCCUUUGAAUGCCGACCAUCCAGGACUACAGUGUGUUUAUGACGCACCCUUGAACGCCAUAGACCUCUUACCGAUGCCCAGAGACUGACCCAGGGCCACUGUGGACUCACGCAGAGGAAAACACACACACACACCCACACACAACAAGAACACGCUCACAGUGUCAAUGGAAGAGUGAGACAACCUGGACAGACAGACUGACCGAAUGCUGCUGUGCUGAAAAAACGACUGGCUCCAGGCGAGACGCGGCCAUGGAUCACUGACAGGGGUGGCGUUUGGGGUUUUUUUUUUGGGACAUGCCUGUUGGGACCAGAGGAGCACAGCAAGUCGGAAGGAGAGGACAAAAAUACUCUGUUCUGCCCCACGGUGUACAGUUCGCUGAGAAAGAUGUAGAAUAUCAAAUGUGAGCCCAAUGUUGGAGAGGUACACAGCCAUCAGCACUCCAUCCUAGUGUUGCAUGAUCCUCUGCAAGUGGACUGUACAUCUUUGAUAUGAUCAUCCUUGUACAAGUGCAUCAUUUUUGAUUGAUCCUUUUUGGACUUUUACAGACAUUAAUAUUGUGGAACACUAAUGCUCUCUUUGGAAAAAAAAAAAAGAAGGAAAAAAAAACAACUAAAUAUGUCUGAUUUUAUUUUAAUGGUUCAAGGUUUGUACAGGAAUUCAUGGCUGCAUUUCGACAUGUUUACUUUUUUCUGUGCCUCUUCACCUUUUGAAUAAGCCAAAGUAGACUGCAGUUGCUUUUGUCCUUGUUGAAACGCUUAAAUUAAUUUUAUUUGAUUCCAGAUCGAUAUUUAAAUCGCAGCAGUCCGUCCACUUCUGCUACACUGAGCUGAUGUCCGCUGCAUUUCUGCGUCAUUUAUUUGCUGCGACUUUUCCCUCAAGCGAAACACAAAAAACGGCUUGAUGCUGGCGAACUUCCUGUUUGCUUCCUGUUUACAGUACAGUCAGUGAUCUGCUGAGGCCAAUUCUUUAUGCGCUGUCUUAAUCAAAGGCCAAAUAAUGUACCAAAACUGUACCUAUUACUUAAUUUGUCAGCUCUUGUAGAACCAAAUAAGUACCAGCUGAUCAGUACUUAACUGUGCCCACUUUUUAGUGUUAAUUCCCCCGAGGAAGAAAGCUAAAGACACAUUAGCUCUUUACACUGUUAAUUAUGUCUUAAUAUCUUCCCCUUUUACAAUUAGUCUUUAUUUUUCUUAAUUUAACUUGUUGUAAAAGCUCAAAUGAAAAAAAAAACCAGCUAUCUUUAAUGCACAUAAAGUGCAUCCCCCCCGUUCUUACACAUGUUCUAGCUCAUAAUAUUGCUUUCAGACAAGGCUUUAAGUUCUGCUGUUUCUCUCACAUUAUGAUUUGUAUUGUUCUAUCCAUGACACCAAUUUUAUUUUUUGCCCCGUCUUUUGCUGGUCUGUUAGUGGUCUUUUAUGUUUGUUUUUAAGAUAUGUUAAGUAACUUAUUUCACUUGUACAAACAUGUUGAUAUUUAUUAUCAUUGUACAUAUGUCCUUAUUUUUUAUAUGUGUAUAUAUACACAAAUAAAAAUAGAGAUAUA